UCCGAUCGUAUCUCAGAACCUGCAGUCCUAUACCGAGGCAGUUGUAAAGAGGUGAUCCUAUAAAAUCCUCUUGUAGAUUCAGAAAGUCCUAUUGCUUAAUAUGAUAAUAAGUGACCGCCUUUUCUCUUUUUUAUGACAGCAGUUGUGAACCAGCAUAAGCUGAUGUCAAUUGGGACGAGUUGGGACUCAUUCUCAUCCCGGCCGAUUAUAUGUACAUGAUGCAGUGCACCGAUGGUGAGAGCUUUUUGCAUGGAGCUCUUGCUCGCUAUUCCAAGCUUGAGCUUGAUCCUUCUGCUGCGAUCCUCAACUACGGACAGGGAUUGCUGGAAGGCCUAAAGGCACAACGGGCAAAAAAUGGUCAGAUCCUGCUCUUUCGGCCAGAAGAGAACGGCUUGCGCAUGAAGAUGGGGGCCGAAAGGCUUUGCAUGCCAUCACCAUCCGUAGAGCAAUUCGUUGACGCCUUGAGGCAGACUGUCCUAGCCAACCAGCAUUGGUUUCCUCCUCCAGGAAAAGGAUCAUUGUAUGUUAGACCUUUGCUCAUCGGAAGUGGACCUGUUUUGCGCAUGGGGCCAGUGCCAGAAUAUACAUUUCUGGUAUAUGCUUCACUGGUUAGUAAUCUGCAUAAGGGUCAGAUGUCCAUGAAAUUGGUCAUCCAGGAUAAGUCCCAUAGAGCUACUCCUGGAGGAACCGGGGGAAUCAAAUCCAUCACAAACUACUCCCCUGUAAGCCAUCGAACAGCAAAAAUUUCUGCUCAUCACAUAAUUUGAAUGACUAGUGCUCUGCCUCUGCUCAUGCGAAUGCAUCAGUUUCAUAUAGAGAUCUACUCUUAGUGGCAUUUCUAUGUGGGUGACUACAAGUUUCUUCAACAGGUUUUCAAGCCCAUAAGUGAAGCA
This is a messenger RNA of Rhodamnia argentea, 893 nucleotides long. RefSeq names its product branched-chain amino acid aminotransferase 2, chloroplastic-like. The transcript has 4 exons. Gene Ontology annotation, molecular function: branched-chain-amino-acid:2-oxoglutarate transaminase activity. Gene Ontology annotation, biological process: branched-chain amino acid metabolic process. Lineage: Eukaryota; Viridiplantae; Streptophyta; Magnoliopsida; Myrtales; Myrtaceae. The coding region runs from base 210 to 767 and encodes 185 amino acids. The record is from RefSeq and is a predicted model, not a curated record.